AUGUUAUAUCUCGCUGGACAAAUUGGAAUAGAUCCAAAAACUAGUCAUAUGAUAUCAGAUGAUAUUCAUAAUCAGACAUAUCAAGUGUUAAGAAACUUAGAAGCAGUCUUAAAUGCUACUGGAUCUUCAGUUGAUCAAUUAGCUCAUUGUCUUAUUAUGUUAACAAAUAUUGAAGACGAUUAUGAAAUAGUUAAUCAAAUUUAUUCACAAUGGUUUAAAUCACCUGAAUUUUAUCCUGCACGAUCAUCAAUAGGUGUUGUUAAAUUACCAUUUGAUGCUAAAGUUGCUAUUGAAUGUCAAGCUUAUACAACAAAAGAAAUCUAA
Messenger RNA from Rotaria sp. Silwood1, 324 nucleotides. Lineage: Eukaryota; Metazoa; Rotifera; Eurotatoria; Philodinida; Philodinidae. The record is from the annotation of a GenBank genome assembly.